GUGUUCAUGAGCCUAUAGACGCCAUGUUUGAUGUUGACGGCAUCGACAUGCCUACUUUCGGUCUGUGUUGGACUCGUCGCAAGAGACGCUUUGCUAGUGAUCAGACCAGGAAGGCAUACACAGCAUUGAACGAGCAGUUCAAUGCGUACACCGGGGUCAUCUGGCAGCCCUACACGGAAGCAGCCAUACAAGCGAGAUACCCUGCUGGUAUGUCUGUGCUAUGCACAAGGGACCGAGAUUACUGGAUGACAAAAUCGAAGAUCAUCUUCGAUGUCUUCGUCGAGGAGAUGGCACAACAGAGGGUUAUGAGGCAAUUUGGUCUUCUGCAGUUGGAGCUACCUCCCCCUAUAGAGAACCCGGUGCCAGCACACAUCCACAGGACGACAAGGAAGGGCAUGAACAGGACAACUGCUGAAUGGCUAGUUAGACUAGAGCCGUAUGUUAUAGAAUGGGAGACAGCAAACACAAAUCUAUGGCACGAGAAUCACAAUUUCGAUCUCGAUGAAUUCAAUCUCUAUUUGCGGCGCUACAUGACCGGAACACGGUUACGCAUUGUUGAGUACUCCCACCCAGAGGAGUUACCGGAUCCUACUCCGUCGGAUAUGUACCCGAGCUAUGAUACUUCGGGCUCUAGGCAGUACGCGGCUACCUUGACACGCGAACUGUACGACGACGUGACCACCUUUGGACGAUCACUAUCGUCUAGACCUACGUGACCACCUUUGGACGAUCACUAUCGUCUAGACCUCUUCUUCAUCAUCGUCCAGUGGUACAGCCCUUCUUGGAAAGAAUUCAGAAUAAGAUACGGACUGUGUACGAGGCUAUCACGUGCACCCGGAGAACCGAUGUUGUUCAGCACGAGCAGGAGCAGCCGCAUCACUCCAUGCACCGACAUCAACCACGUC
This is a messenger RNA of Aegilops tauschii subsp. strangulata, 905 nucleotides long. The record is from RefSeq and is a predicted model, not a curated record. NCBI's taxonomy places the organism in Eukaryota, Viridiplantae, Streptophyta, Magnoliopsida, Poales, Poaceae.